CGGAUAUAGUGAACGCAGGGUCCUGGGAGACCGGAUAUAGUGAAUGCAGGGUCUGGGGAGACCGGAUAUAGUGAAUGCAGGGUCUGGGGAGACCGGAUAUAGUGAAUGCAGGGGUCCGGGGAGACCGGAUAUAGUGAAUGCAGGGUCUGGGGAGACCGGAUAUAAUGAAUGCAGGGUCCUGGGAGACCAGAUAUAGUGAAUGCAGGGUCCGGGGAGACCAGAUAUAGUGAAUGCAGGGUCCUGGGAGACCAGAUAUAGUGAAUGCAGGGUCCUGGGAGACCAGAUAUAGUGAAUGCAGGGUCCGGGGAGACCAGAUAUAGUGAAUGCAGGGUCCUGGGGAGA
This is a messenger RNA of Staurois parvus, 342 nucleotides long. The record is from the annotation of a GenBank genome assembly. NCBI's taxonomy places the organism in Eukaryota, Metazoa, Chordata, Amphibia, Anura, Ranidae.